AUGGACCCAAGCCUCGACCUCUUCAAGAUGUCGACUUGUACCACUUGCAAGUUCAAGCAGAACCGAUCGAACUACUGGACUGCCGUCAUGUACUUCAGGCACCAGAACGGUAGCUUCAUCCGCGUUCCUCAAUUCGCCAACCACGCCACUGGUAGCCCCAACGGCGGUAUGACCGUCUACUACAUCCAGCCCCCUGAUAACAGCAAAGUUACCGCUUUCCCCAAGGGCUUCCGCAUGAUCACCGGUGACCCUAUGCUUCGCUCUCGCAACACCAGGAUCGACCCCACCUCCCCCGAGGCCUACGCCUUGACUUUCCGAUGCUGGGAAAGUCAGAGCUUUAUGGACCCUUCGAACAUGUCUCCCCCUGGUGGUGGUAACUACGAUACUGUCGAGCUACCGAAGAAGAAGUGCAAUGGUGGUAUUCGUGCCAAUAUUUUCUUCCCUUCAUGCUGGGACGGUAAGAACCUUGACUCUCCAGACCACAAGAGCCACGUCGCCUUCAUGCAAGGUCGUGUCAACCCUGCUCAGGGUAUCAUCUUGUUCGGCGGAACUUGCCCUGCAUCCCACCCUGUCAGAAUCCCCAUGAUCCUCUUCGAGACUGCCUGGGAUACCCGCCCAUUCAACAAUAUGUGGCCAAGCGACGGCUCCCAGCCAUUCGUUCUCAGUCAAGGUGACCCUACCGGCUACGGACAUCACGGUGACUAUGUCUUCGGAUGGGAAGAUGGUGUUCUCCAGCGCGCGAUGGAUACGUGCACUGAUAUCAACGGUGUCCCUGAGCAAUGCCGAGCCCUCCAGACCCAAUCCGAUGCUGAGAUGAACCGAUGUGUUAUGCAACCAUCCGUCAACGAGCGAACUGAAGGAGAAUACCUCUCCGCUCUCCCUGGAUGCAACCCCAUCCAGAACGGACCUGAGCCCGCGACCAUGAUCAGGAACUGCAACGCUAUUUCGACCACUGGUAUCGGAGGACCCGUUGUCACUAACCCUCCUGUCGUCACCAACCCGCCCGUCGUCAACCCUCCCGUCACCCAGCCCGGCGCUCCUCUCCAGACUCGCUUCGGCCAGUGCGGAGGUCAAGGAUGGACUGGACCCACUCAGUGCCAGCCUCCAUAUGCUUGCCAGGUUUCGAACCAAUGGUACUCGCAGUGCAUCUAA
Molecule: messenger RNA, 1152 nt
Organism: Coprinopsis cinerea okayama7#130
Lineage: Eukaryota; Fungi; Basidiomycota; Agaricomycetes; Agaricales; Psathyrellaceae
Exons: 8
Coding region: 1-1152 (383 amino acids)
Biological process (GO): carbohydrate metabolic process
Cellular component (GO): extracellular region
Molecular function (GO): cellulose binding
Source: RefSeq, a predicted model, not a curated record